AUGAUUCCUUUACUUGGUGUCAUCAUUGACAUACAGAGGAACAUUCCUCCUGAACAGGGAUCUAUUACAUACUAUGGAGGUCCUCUCGAUGAAAAUAAAGUUAAGUUGACUAAGGCCGAGUUUCCUCUUAACUCUGGCCUCUGGAAGUUCACACAUACUUCAGCUGAUGAGACAUCCGGGGGACUUUUUAAUGUUAAGGAAGUUAAGUAUGGACAUGGCGGUAGUGAUAUAAAUGAUGUAAGACCUCAAGAACCUAUAAAGUCUUUAUCAGUAUGGUAUCAUUCUGGAGAUAAGCAUCAUAAUCAACCUCUCCUUGUUGAAAUAUGGGAGAAAGAAGGGAAUUAUAAAUAUCAUGAAACUAAGGGAAAUGGCUCUUGGAAUCCACAUAGUAAUGGUUCUCAAGAUAAUCAACGGCUGGAAGGUAAAGCCCUUGAGCAGAAACUUGACAACCUCAAUUGUAAACAUUACAAGUUGGUAAAUAUCGAUCUAACUCGUAAUAGAUACAGAACGGGAAAUAAAUAUUGUUGUGACAAGCAUGAUACUGGUAAAAAAAGGGUCUCUGUUAGAGAGGAGAAAGUGGCCAAUACUAUUCCCUAUUUCAAGCAUCAUAUUGGUGGUGAAUCUGAACUCUCUGGCAUCAAGUAUAACGAGGAUGGUCAGUCUAGUGGUAGGAGGAAUAUAACUUUAAGUGGACACGAAUUUCCAAUUAAAGGCCCACUCAGCGUCUACGCGUUUUAUUGUACAGAUAAUGAUCCAGUACUAAUAUACGUCAAAGAAGGAAGCCCUGUUGUUAACAAGUGGUUCAAGAAAGGCAAUACUGGUGGUUACACAUGGACAGAGACCUUGGAAGGACUCCGAAAUACAAUGCCAGAUAAAAUCAAAACUUGUGGUGACGGUAACUUUGACCAACUUGUGAAGGAACUAAAAGACUUUGGAUGUGGCUAUUCAACAUGUCCUCAACAACAACCUCCACCACCGCCUCCGCCGCCCCCUCCUCUACCUGGCGGUGGUGGACCUGUUGGUAAAGAUGGUGAAGGUUCUGGUGAUCCUGAUGCUAGUGGUGUUGAAGGACCUACUGGCCCUGCUCCUGGACCUGGUUCUGUUGAAGGUGAACCUCAAGCUUAA
Messenger RNA from Theileria equi strain WA, 1125 nucleotides. RefSeq lists its product as hypothetical. The coding region runs from base 1 to 1125 and encodes 374 amino acids. NCBI's taxonomy places the organism in Eukaryota, Apicomplexa, Aconoidasida, Piroplasmida, Theileriidae. The record is from RefSeq and is a predicted model, not a curated record. The transcript has a single exon.